AUGGCGGAUCCACGGUGGGCGCAGUACUACGACCGGAGCGAAGACGUUGACGUUGACGGCGACGUCUUCCGCGUCUACCUCGCCGGCGCUGAGGGCCCGGUUGUCGUGCUUCUCCAUGGUGGCGGCCACACGGGCCUCACGUGGGCCUUGACGACGAAACUGCUCAAGUCGCACUGCCGCGUGGUGGCGCCCGACUUUCGCGGCCACGGAGAGACGCGCACGGCCAACGAUGGCGAUCUCUCGGAAGAGACGCUGGUCAACGAUACCGUUCGCGUCUUGCAGCGCAUUCUGCCGGGCGAGGGCCCGUCGGCGACGGAGCGUGGCAGCCCCAUGAUCCUCGUGGGCCAUAGCAUGGGCGGCGCGAUCGCGAUCCGCGUAGCGGCGUCGGGGCUCCUCAAGACGCUCGUCGGCAUGGUUGUCAUUGACGUUGUCGAAGGGACGGCGCUCGCAGCGCUGAGCCACAUGCAAGCUGUCUUGGCCAACCGGCCCGAUACCUUUGCCAGCGAAGACGAGGCCGUGCAAUGGAGCUUGCAGACGGGCGCGGUGCGCAACGCCGAGUCGGCGCGCGUCUCGAUCCCGUCGCAGAUAAUCCGCGACGGCGACCACUACAUCUGGCGCACCAACCUCCGGGCGAGCGCCAAGUACUGGAAGGGGUGGUUCACAGGCAUUAGCGAGCUCUUUCUUGGCACGACGCUGCCCAAGGUGCUCUUGCUUGCCGGCACCGAUCGCCUCGACACGGCGCUCACCCGCGGUCAAAUGCAAGGCAAAUUUCAGCUGCUCUUGCUCUACGGCAGCGGCCACGUGAUCCAGGAAGACUGUCCCGACAAGACGGCCGACGCGCUCCUCGAGUUUUGCUCGCGCCUCGUCCCGAUGAGCGGCCUCCGCACGCAGAAAGACAUUCUCGCCGAGAAGCUCGCGCGCGCCCGCAACAUGACACCGCACACGUCGUAG
Molecule: messenger RNA, 951 nt
Organism: Saprolegnia parasitica CBS 223.65
Lineage: Eukaryota; Oomycota; Saprolegniomycetes; Saprolegniales; Saprolegniaceae
Exons: 9
Coding region: 1-951 (316 amino acids)
Biological process (GO): protein demethylation
Molecular function (GO): protein methylesterase activity
Source: RefSeq, a predicted model, not a curated record